Linum tenue is the source of this 1929-nucleotide messenger RNA. The record is from the annotation of a GenBank genome assembly. Lineage: Eukaryota; Viridiplantae; Streptophyta; Magnoliopsida; Malpighiales; Linaceae.
AUGAAGAGUAAUCGUCCCAUUCUUAUCUUUCUUGUUCUCCACUUUCUUAUUCACCUUACCCAUCCAUUAUUCUUCAACCUCACAGAUUUUGGCAGUCAUGUAAACUGGUUAGCCUAUCAAGGUGAUGCUGAGCACUUGGCUACAGGUUUUCAACUCAACAAGCAAGAUAAACCCUGCAGCGUUGCCCGAGCCACCUAUAUUGAACCCCUCUAUUUGUGGGACGACUCCACCAAGACAGUUACAGAUUUCACAACACGAUUCUCGAUCACCACCAUCGGUCUCGAAGGCAAUGACUAUGCUGAAGGGAUAGCCUUUUUUCUUGCUCCAGUGGGAUACCCGAUCCCGCCAAAUUCGUGUGAGUACCUGGCAUUGAUGAACUCAUCAAAUUUAAUUCUCGGCAAUCCGAGUCCUGUGGUCAUGGUGGAGUUCGACACACACGUGAAUGAUUGGGAUCCGAAAACUGAGCACAUUGGGAUCAAUAACAGCUCCAUUAGAUCAGCGGCUACAGCCAAAUGGGAUAGAGACAAGGAAAUUGAUGACGAAAUUCAGGUCUUGAUUACUUACAAUGCUACAAUCAAGAACCUGACAGUGUUCUGGGCAUACGAGAAAAGACUAGAUUUCAGGCCAGAUUCUUCGCUUACUCACCACAUUGAUCUGACUGAGGUUCUUCCCCAGUGGGUCACGGUUGGAUUCUCAGGGUCAACGGGACAAGGGACAGAGGCACACUUCAUUAACUAUUGGACAUUCAACUCCACCUUGGAGCAACGUGGAGUAAUAUCACCAGAACCAAAACCGACGCCAGCUCCAACCAAGAAAGAACGUUUCCGCUUCAGAAAGUCGCAUUUCUUAGUGUCUACUGCAGUUUCUCUCUGUUCUCUGUUGCUUGGUGGUGGUUUGUCUUUGUUUCUACUGAUGAAGUGGAAAACCUGGAAGAAAACCAGCGGAAAGUCGGCCACUUCUUUGAAUACUGAUCUGGAGAGAAGAGCUUUACCAAAGAAGUUUACUUAUGCGGAGCUUUCUACGGCUACCAAUGGGUUUGCAGAUGGAAGGAGGCUAGGCGAGGGAGGUUCAGGACUUGUCUACAGAGGGAACUUGAGCGAUUUAGACCUCCAUGUUGCAGUUAAGAGAAUCCAUGCACAAUCUGGAAACUCUGGGGAUCUGUUCAUCAAUGAAGUGAAGAUCAUAAGCCGGGUAAUACACAGAAACUUGGUUCCAUUCAUUGGAUGGUGCAAUGAGCAAGGUGAAUUCUUACUAGUCUACGAAUAUAUGCCUAAUGGCAGCCUCGAUUCUCAUCUCUUUGGUAAUGGGAGAACCCUGCAAUGGAACUUGAGAUACAACAUAGCUCUUGGCUUGGCCUCAGCCCUCCACUAUCUCCAUGAAGAGGUUGAGAAAUGUGUCCUUCAUAGAGAUGUUAAGCCAGCGAACAUACUUCUCGACAUGGAUUUCACAGCAAAGCUAGGCGACUUUGGGAUCGCCAAACACAUAGACACACGGUUUCCGUUCCUCAUGACGAAUCCUGUGGGGACUCAUGGUUAUGUGGCUCCUGAAUACCUAGCAGAUGGCAAGGCAAGCAAACCUGCUGAUGUGUUCAGCUUUGGGGUUGUGGGUCUGGAACUUGCUUGUGGGCAGAGGAAUUACAGAGAUGGUGAUCCUUUGCUCUUGGUUAAAGAGGUUUGGGCACAUCAUAAAAAUGGGAAUGUUCUUGAUGCUGCCGAUGGGAAAUUGAGGAUGGAAUUUGAUAGCAAGGAAAUGAGGUGCUUGUUGAACGUGAGUUUAUUGUGUACUCACCCUACUGAAAGUGAAAGGCCCUCAGCUGCUCAGGUUAUCCAGUUUCUCAAGUUCGAAGUGCCGAUGCCAGAGCUGCCUCGGAUGAUGCAUGAUCCUGUAUUCCUUUUCCACUUGGAUGCCACUGAAAGAAGAACAAAGUAA